GAUUGAGGCACUCCCUGGUACAUGGGUGAAGGGUUCAAUGUAUGUAGUGGAUUCUAGGAAACGUUUACUGAGUGCUGAGGUCUCUGGGCCACUCUGUCAGCUCUGCAGAUGGAGCAAUCACAUUAGCAGUGGUUUAGCUCAUUUGGAUCCCAGAUUAAAUUUAUGCAUAAGUUUUUUUUACAGUCGGUUUCUGCCUGUCAGUCACAUGGCAGCUGUGAGGGCUAUGUUUUUGCUGCAAAGCCUCUCUUCUCUUGUGAACUGAACUGCAGUGCUCAGCGUGUGAGAAGGAUUUGCAUUGAACAAGGUUGGUCAGGUGUAAGAGGUCUGGGGUCGGUGUCCCUCUCCGAGGUCUGAGGUCCCAUGUUGCCUUGUCUUAUCUGGAGCAUGAAAAAUAAUGUGCAAAAGGACGGCAAGUCGAGAAGCUUUGAUUAAACUCCCAAACGUAUCAAGUCUCGUAGAGGUACAGCAGGCGAUUUGCGGAGAAAUUCACUGUUUCAAUCUAUGUCUUCACCAAAUGACGUUGGUGUUCCUUUGUUGAGAAGUAACAAAGCUGGGAGCUCUUUGAUCCAGUACAUAACAACUCCGAUGCAGUGACGCCUACUCACAAGAUUAACCACUUAUCGUAGAAGGGACAGGAUUGGCUUGGAAAAUACACAGCACUCGCUGAGCAACCAAGAGGAUCCCCAAUAGCUACAGAAAAGCACCAAUUGGCUCUGGCUGUGUCUCGGCCCUCGGGGAACAUGGAGCAAACCAAGGAGACGAAGAGAUCCGGCAAGGAGAAGGCGCGGAGGUAUGUCGAUCCACCCGAUGGAGGGUGGGGAUGGAUGAUCGUGCUGCAUUUCUUUCUGGUCAAUGUGCUGGUGAUGGGAACCCUCAAAACCUUUGGGAUUUUCUUUGUGGCUUUUCAAGAAGUCUUUGGGGGCUCCUCAGAGCAGAUCAGCUGGAUGGGGUCCAUCAUGUCCAGUCUACGACUGUCUGCAGGUCCUCUUGCCUCUGUUGCCUGUGGAAAGCUGGGAGACCGAUGGGCCUCAAUCCUUGGGGCUGUCCUGGUAUCUGCUGGGUUUCUCAUGAGCAUCUUCGCCACUGGGAUCAUCUUCCUUUACGUCUCUCUUGGUGUCGUAGUUGGAGUAGGCUUCGCAUUUCUGUACCAAGCCGCUACCGUGAUGCAGGCAAAGUACUUCAAGAAAAGACUUGCCACAGCCUACGCUAUAGCUCGAUCUGGAAUGGGCCUCACCUUUGCACUUGCCCCUUUCACACAGCUGUUAUUGGAGGAGUAUGACUGGCAAGGUGCUUUGCUUAUCCUGGGUGGCAUCAUGUUGAAUCUAAUAGCAACUGGUAUGUUACUGAGGCCAAUCUAUCUCCGUGAAAACCAGCCGAUGACCACCAAUGUGCAGUGCUUGACAAAUGCACAUGGAGGGUACUGCCAGAAUGGGUUGAUGAGACCAGUUGCUUUCGAGAACCAUUCGGAGGACUGUAUACUCACGGUGAACAGCCACAUUGGGAUGGAGGACAAAGUGAAUGACUGCAAGACCAAAGCAGGAAUGGAGUCCAACGCUGUGCUCGAUGACAGUCAUUUCUGGGAGAAAGUAACUUACAAAGCAGCUCAGAAUGAGACUGUUGAGUUGGUGAGCAGUGAGGGGGAAAGCCAGAAACAUCCACCCACGGAGAAACUGCUGGAUUUCUCGCUGCUCAAAGACCCUUUCUUUUGUAUAUACACCUUCUCAGUGGUGUUCAGCCAACUGGCCUACUUCAUUCCUUACUUUCACCUGACAGCAAGGGCCAAGACCCUGGGCAUCAACGCCAUGGAUGCGUCCUUCAUCAUUUCUGUGGCAGGGAUAACCGAGACGGUGGCCCAGCUAGCGUCAGGAUGGAUCGCUGACCAAAACUUCAUCAACAAGUACCAUUACCACAAGGCCUACCUUCUGCUGUGCGGGCUGUCCAACCUGCUGGCUCCGCUGGCAAUAACGUACGGGCAACUGAUGGUCUAUGCCGUGUCGUUUGCUGUAUUCUGUGGUGGAUAUAUGGCUCUACUGCUUCCUGUUCUGGUGGACCUGGUUGGGGUGACCAGGGUGCGAAGCUCUUUGGGAUUCUCCAUGUUCUUUGCUGGUAUUGGCUGUCUGACUGGGCCUCCAGCAGCAGGUUGGCUGUAUGACUACACACUGUCCUAUGACUGCUCCUUUUACCUGGCUGGCGGAUGCUACAUCCUAUCGUCGGUCUCAAUCUUCUUGGAGCCCACGGCACGAAGGUAUAAGGCAAGGAAGCAAGCAGAAACAACGAUGGUGAAACCCGAACCCAUCCCAAACAAAGGCUACCUAGUCGAAUACAAUAGGCAACUCAUGCCAUCCAACACCAACCCUGAAAAGCUGGAACGCAUCACCUCAGUAUAAAGCAGACUUGCUGAAUGUAUCUAAUAAGGAAAUAUAAUGUCAGAUUCAUCGGGAAUAUCAUGAUGUGUCACAAGAUGCACCAUGGUGAUUUAAAAUACGUGUAAACUUGUGAAUUUUUGUACUCAUCAAAAUGAGGAGCUUCAGUGACGGGCAUGGAGCCAUUUUCUAACUCUUCCACACCAACAUUCGGUUGAGAUACAUCAUGGAUCCAACGCAGAGCAAAGCUCCCUCUCACUCCUCCCUGCCAACUUGCCUCAAUGCCAAAUGCAGAAGUUACAGUUGGCAAAUGCCAAGCUGCACGAGCCUUAUAUUUCCACUCACCGCGGAAGUUCCUGUAAGAUUGUUCGUGACGUUGCUAAUUUCUGUGAUAAUCUGGGGGUAGGUGUGGGGGGGGGGGGGGUGUUGUGCAAGCGGCUGUGUCUACAAGGAACAAGUUUAAGUCUUCCCGUAACUCAUUACAUCCAGCAGAGAGAGAGAGACUUUCAAUCUAUUAUUAGCCAGAUUCAAGCCCAGACUCCCAAACAAGAACAGUGUGUUCUGCACAGUGGAAACCACAGGAAAAAACUGCUCCAGCAAGAAUCUUCCAACACUUUGAUAGGGUGGAGUUUGCCUUCCGAAUAACAUGAAAACCCACGUACGCACAACUUAAAACCAUGAUAAUCAAAACUAGUCAAUGAGAAUAAUCUCUGUAGGGAUUUAGUUAACAAGUUACACCUAAAGCCUAGAAAAUGGCAUUGUCGGGCUCCCCCGUGCAUUCUACUUUUUGUUCAAUUGGCCUCCGGUUUCUAAUAUUCCUUAAAGAGCUUGUGGACUGUGCAAUAAUCAGUAAAUACACUUACAUUUAAUACGAGAAGUUCUCAAUCAGUUAAUAUGAAACUCAAACAUCAAAUCUGAAACUCGGUUGGUAACAAGAACUUUUCUACUCAUCACUACGUGUCAAAUGAUUGCAGCUGUCAACAUUAGAUAAGCACCUCUGGCACCAGUGUUUUGCAUUUGCCACACGCAAGUUACUACCACUGAUAAAUUAUAACCAUUUAAAAAAGCAGCGUUAAACUACUCUUUUUGACAAUCAGUAAUGCAUUGGCCGAGGAAGACGCUUUUAACGUCAAACGAAUGUGGCGAAUCCGAUUUUAAAAAACACAUCAAUGAGGAUUGAGAUGGAUCUAUGAUGUACUAGCUUAGUUUAAUAUCUAAUU
Callorhinchus milii (elephant shark) is the source of this 3583-nucleotide messenger RNA. It is a transcript of the gene slc16a4, whose product is annotated as solute carrier family 16 member 4. Gene Ontology annotation, molecular function: monocarboxylic acid transmembrane transporter activity. Bases 741 to 2387 code for a protein of 548 amino acids. The transcript is spliced from 11 exons. NCBI's taxonomy places the organism in Eukaryota, Metazoa, Chordata, Chondrichthyes, Chimaeriformes, Callorhinchidae. The record is from RefSeq and is a predicted model, not a curated record. Gene Ontology annotation, biological process: transmembrane transport; monocarboxylic acid transport.